CGUCUGGCCUUCGCCCCCAAUGGACGGAGCCUGAGACGCAGGGAUCAACACCCUUAUCUUCUGUUGCAAUAGUCGUUGUUGUUGAGAUUCAUCGUAAUUCCUGGAAAUCAUGGUUGCCAUUCCGGACUCUCUCACUUGGGAAUUGACCCGCCGAAACACUGCCUUCUUGAAGAAGAAGAAUGGCCACUCCAAGCGCUCCGGCGCCAUUCAAUUCAGUGUCGAAAAGGGAAACAUCAAGUCUCUGAACCAAUUCAAGUUCAGCGGUUUGGCCAACAGCAAGGUCUGUGAUGUCGCCUUUGGAGAUGACAACAAGGCCGUCUUGGUCACCAGAACUGCUUCCAAGUGCCACUCCAAACCCUCCAAGUCGUUCGCCACUACUCCCCUGAACAAGGAUUUCCGUCGUGUCGAAAACACCAUCACCACACAAACCGCCAACAACUAUUACCGUCGGGACCUCAAGCAGGCUGCACUUGGAAAAUGGACCUGUGUCUACAAGGCAAACCGAAGGGCAAAGGGUAUCAAGCCUGUUGUCGCCGUCAAGAAGGGACGUGGAAAACUUAGUUCGUAAACACAAAACUAGUAUAUAACACAACUGGAAUGACAC
Messenger RNA from Seminavis robusta, 604 nucleotides. NCBI's taxonomy places the organism in Eukaryota, Bacillariophyta, Bacillariophyceae, Naviculales, Naviculaceae. The record is from the annotation of a GenBank genome assembly.